This is a messenger RNA of Armigeres subalbatus, 1946 nucleotides long. RefSeq names its product zinc finger protein 425-like. Lineage: Eukaryota; Metazoa; Arthropoda; Insecta; Diptera; Culicidae. The coding region runs from base 128 to 1888 and encodes 586 amino acids. Gene Ontology annotation, biological process: regulation of transcription by RNA polymerase II. Gene Ontology annotation, molecular function: RNA polymerase II cis-regulatory region sequence-specific DNA binding; DNA-binding transcription factor activity, RNA polymerase II-specific; zinc ion binding. Gene Ontology annotation, cellular component: nucleus. The record is from RefSeq and is a predicted model, not a curated record. The transcript is spliced from 3 exons.
GUAGAGACAAUCAAACAAGCUUGUUUGUUUAGUGAUAUGUCUCUAUUAGUUUUAAACAUUUUUAAACAUGAAAUGUGAUAUUUUAAACAGUGUUUUAUUCUACAUUCGAUAAAAUAAACAAUACAACAUGACUACAAUAUCAUACGCCUUAGCGUGUCGUGUAUGUGCUCAGACGGGAGCAGAAAACAUGGAAUCAAUCUACGAGCCUAUGGUGGAAGGAAAGACUCCAGCACAAGUUAUUGAAGAGUGUUUUUCAAUCGCGAUGUGUUCAAAAGACGGUUUCCCAAAUAAAUUGUGUCAAAGCUGCAAAGAAGGCUUGAAGUCUGUAUCGCAUUUUCACACGAUUUUAUUGGAGUCGGAGAAAAAAUUCAAAAGUCUUGUUACGCUACCGAAGAUAGAGAUUACUGAAACAGGAGAUGGAAACAUUUCAUCAGUAUUCAUCUCCGAGGAGUACAUCAAAUCAGAGGUUGACUCGGAGUGCGAAGAAAUUUUCCACGAUAACAUAGACACUGAUGAAGACGACGAGCCGAUUGCUCGACGGAAGCGGCGCAUAAAACGAGAGAGAAAUAAAAAACACCCUCAACAGUUGAUACCGAUCGAUGAAAAGCUGGAACCUAACAUCGCAACACCAGAAAUCGUAGAACAGAAACCUGAUAUUGAAGAAGACGUUAAACCCGAUACGUCUAAGCCGAUGAAAAAAAGAUGGGCUGACAUACAGAUUGAAAUGAACUUCUCGCCGGAUGAUUCAUCGGACAAUGAAAACUACUCCGAUUACGAUAGCGCAAACAGUUCGGACAGUGGUGAAGAAGGUGACCAUAAACCGAAGAAAAAACGCCUUUACUAUGGAGUCAAAGCAGACUCACAGCCGAAACGAUGUUGCGACUGUAAGGAUUUCCCACUAGACAGCCAUGAAAAGGUAGAGGAACAUUCCGACAAGUACCAUUAUCGGUACCGCAUUACAAACGAUCGUGACAUCGAGGAUAAUCCGUUUGAAUGUCCCACGUGCUUUAAGCGGUUCGAAUCCAAAAAGGAGUUUCUGCGACAUCAACGUAAGAUGUACGUGGAACGGUUACAUCCAUGUCCAAAAUGCGAUGAGGAAUUCGCCAAUCAAUACGUUCUACAACGACAUCUCAAAAUGUAUCAUAAGAAAAAGAUGAUAAUUGAGCGAAUGGAAGAACUGCGCCAAGAGUCGCAUAUCUGCUGCGCUUGUAAAAAGCAGUUUGAUUCACAAGAGCAGCUCCGAGCCCAUGCAGAGGAGAUUCAUCUCAAGGAGAGCCUAGCAUAUGACGGGGAUUAUCAGUUUGAAUGCGAAGUGUGUUUUCGUCGUUUCAAAACUCGGCAGUCUAUGAAGGUGCAUCAGUACCGAAUGUUCAAGGGCAAGAAAUUCAUUUGCGCGCUCUGCGGUAAGGCGUUCAAAGAAAAGGCGUUUCUUCGCGACCACGAAAAUUCUCACAGAAGAGAAAAACCUUACGAAUGUCCGAAAUGUGACGCCCGAUUCUCCAUCAAGGGCUCGUACGAUGCGCAUGUCAGGCUUCACGAUGCGAAAGAUGAGUUUAAAUGCGAAUACUGUGGGCGAGGUUUCCGAACGAAAAGUCUACUCAAGGGUCACCUUACCGUUCACUCCGAAGAUAGGCCCUUCAAGUGCCAUCUGUGCCCAAUCACUUUUACCCAGCAGCGUCUAUUGGAUUCCCAUAUAGAGUUCCAUCUGGGCAAUAAGCCAUUCAAGUGUCAACAGUGCCCGGCAUCGUAUCGCUAUCAACGUGAUUUGCGGGGCCACAUACGCGAAAAACAUGAGGGUAUUCUCAAUUUCCAGUGUACGUUCUGUCCGAAGGCGUUCAACCGAAAGAAACCGUUGUUGGUGCAUCUGAAGACGCAUGAAGCAAUCUAAUGUAAUUCCGAGUCCGUCUGGAUUGUCAAUAAAUAAAUCCAAGUAUGUGGUACAUAAA